AAUACCAUCUGCCUUAUGCAGCAAGGGACCUGUAGACUUUUCUUCUGCCAUUCUGGUGAGAAAAAGCGUGACAUUUGCUCUGAUCCCUGGAACAGGUGUUGCGUAUCAAAUACAGAUGAAGAAGGAAAAGAGAAACCAAAGACCGAUGGCAGAUCUGGAAUCUAA
Chlorocebus sabaeus (green monkey) is the source of this 165-nucleotide messenger RNA. The record is from RefSeq and is a predicted model, not a curated record. NCBI's taxonomy places the organism in Eukaryota, Metazoa, Chordata, Mammalia, Primates, Cercopithecidae.